Messenger RNA from Camellia sinensis, 629 nucleotides. The record is from RefSeq and is a predicted model, not a curated record. Lineage: Eukaryota; Viridiplantae; Streptophyta; Magnoliopsida; Ericales; Theaceae.
CUCUAAGUCACAAAUCACGGAGAGGGUGGUCUCUAAGGUGAUAAGAGAAAAAAACAUUUAGAUUGUGAGAAAAUUAAGGAAUAAUAAUGGCCCUUCGAGCUCUAUUUUCACCAUUUCUUGUCUCUCCAAUUCUCCUAGCCUCUCUUCAAUCACCCAAAACCCCUACCACCGUUUGUCCUUCUAAAUCCAUUCGAUGUGCGAGCAAUACCAUAACGAUUGAUGAUCAUACAGUUACUCGACGAUCAGCAAAUUAUCCACCAAGUUUUUGGGACUACAAUUUUGUGCAGUCACUUAGCAGCGAUUACACCGAGGAGAAAUAUAUGAGGGAGGCUUAUAAUAUGAAGGAUGAAGUGAAAGGUCUCAUAAAUGGAGUGAUGGACCCAUUGGCAAAGCUGGAGUUGAUCGAUGCCGUUCAAAGGCUAGGAUUAAAGUAUCAUUUUGAGGGUGAGAUUAAGCAAUCGCUUGAUGAUUUGAUACACUUACACAACGACGCAUGGUGUUCUGAUGAUCUGCAUGCAACAGCCCUCCGAUUUAGGCUUCUUAGACAGCACGGAUGUGAUGUACCCAAAGGUACCUGUGCUCGUUUCACACCUCAAUUAUUUAUUUGGGUUUGAAUUCUUUUAAACUAA